Equus quagga is the source of this 5318-nucleotide messenger RNA. RefSeq names its product LRAT domain containing 1 (gene LRATD1). Bases 16 to 1584 code for a protein of 522 amino acids. The record is from RefSeq and is a predicted model, not a curated record. Lineage: Eukaryota; Metazoa; Chordata; Mammalia; Perissodactyla; Equidae. The transcript is spliced from 2 exons.
UGCCCGCCUCCGACGAUGUCACUCCUGUCCCCGGGCCGCCCGCAGUGGCUGGGAUGCUCUGGGGUUUCUUCUCCACCCUCAAACUCAGCUUCAUUGCUGGAGCGUGUACCCCCUGAACACAGAAUACAGGCAGACGGCGCUCUCAGCCACGAGCUGCGGGGAGGAGCUGGCGGGCGCCGUGCAGAAACGCCGCGCCCCGGCGCGCUCCCGGCCGGCGCUCACACCUCCGCUCCCGGGGGCGGCGCGCGGCCGGGUGCGCGGGGGCAGGGCGGGGCGGGGCGGAGCGCGCGCUGGAGACCCGCCCCCGCUCCCCUCCCCCUCUGGCGGAGAUUGACGGGGCCUGGGCACGCGUCCCAACCAAUGAGCGCGUCCCGGGGCGGGCCCUGGAACCCGCUGCUCCGGCUACUUAGAGUCUCAGGCUGGGCUGUGGGAAACCAGGAGCGAGUCGGGACUGCCCAGGUGGAGCCGAAGCCCCAGCCAGCGCGGACCCGCAGGCGCACGGGCACCGCGCCAGGCACCGCACCGCACCGCACCGUUCCGCGCGGGGCAGAGUGGAGCCGCAGCCCCCCGCGCCGCCCAGGACCCACUCGCCACUACCGCCUCCGCAGCACCCAUGGGGACCAGGAGACUUUAAAGGAGUUUGGGGUUUCGAGAGCAGGGAAAUCACGGAUCCCAGCUCCUGGCCCUCACCUCGCCGCGUCAUUGAUGGGCAACCAACUGGACCGCAUCACCCACCUCAACUACAGCGAGUUGCCCACAGGGGACCCGUCGGGGAUCGAGAAGGACGAACUACGGGUCGGGGUCGCCUACUUCUUCUCGGAUGAGGAGGAGGACCUGGACGAACGCGGCCAGCCGGACAAAUUUGGCGUGAAGGCCCCCCCGGGCUGCAGUCCCUGCCCAGAGAGCCCCAGCCGCCACCACCACCACCUGCUGCACCAGCUGGUCCUCAACGAAACUCAGUUCUCCGCCUUUCGGGGCCAGGAAUGCAUCUUUUCCAAAGUGAGCGGCGGCCCUCAGGGCGCCGACCUGAGCGUCUACGCGGUCAGCGCGCUGCCCGCGCUCUGCGAGCCCGGCGACCUGCUGGAGCUGCUGUGGCUGCAGCCCGCGCCGGAGCCGCCCGCGCCCGCCCGGCACUGGGCCGUCUACGUGGGCGGUGGGCAGAUCAUCCACCUGCACCAAGGCGAGAUUCGCCAGGACAGCCUGUACGAGGCGGGCGCGGCAAACGUGGGCCGGGUGGUGAAUAGCUGGUACCGCUACCGCCCGCUGGUGGCCGAGCUGGUGGUGCAGAACGCCUGCGGCCACCUGGGCCUCAAGAGCGAGGAGAUCUGCUGGACGAACUCGGAGAGCUUCGCCGCCUGGUGCCGCUUUGGAAAGCGGGAGUUCAAGGCGGGAGGGGAGGUGCCGGCCGGCACGCAGCCCCCGCAGCAGCAGUACUAUCUCAAGGUGCACCUGGCUGAGAACAAGGUGCACACAGCCAGGUUUCACAGCCUAGAAGACCUCAUCCGCGAGAAGCGCCGGAUCGACGCCACCGGCAGCCUGCGAGUGCUCCAGGAGCUCACCGACCUCGUGGACGACAAGGAGUAGUCUCGAGGGGGGCCUCCUGCCCCUCCUGUCUUCCCGCGCCCCGCUCCCUUCCCCGCACCCGGGCUUCCGGCCGGCGACUCACGAGCCCUGUCCUCGUCCGCCACGGGCGGCCGGUGCCCAGGCUGCGCCCUCGCACCCCUCCAGCAAGUGGCAGGAAGUCUCAGGAACUGGCCCCGGGACGGAAAGGGCAGCUGUGCGCGCCUGGCCGAGACUCCCCGUAGUGGUGAUGGUGUUGGGAAGCACAGCGUGCGGUUUUCCCUUUAGUUGUAAGGGGAAAACGGAGAAUAGGCUGAGGGGAGAAGGGACGUGGCCUCCCCCGAGAGUCACCGGUGAGUGACUAUCACCCGAUCUACUAGAAAGGGACCAUCACCUCCCCAAACGCACACAGACAGACCGGUCGGAGGUCAGAAUUGAUCUUUUCAGGGCACAGUUCACCUCCUGUAUGGAUGUGUCCCAAGAUUGCAGGAUUUCCAAGAAAUCCAGCCUGUCCCUGAUGCACUUGUGAAUAAUUCCACAAACAAGCACUUCGGCACUCUGAGUUAUCCCGAGCCUGCCCGGGACUUUUCCAGCUCUCCAGCCCCGAUCUCCUGACAUUGUAUUCCAGGCUCCUGGCUAAGCUAGUUAGUGUUUGCUUCCUAUUCUUUCCAUCGAGGGAAGCGAACGCCACCCCCCACCCGCAUUUGCCUCUGAGCCUCCCUCGCUGGCAGGAGGGAAGCCUUCCCGGUCCCGGGAGGAAAAUGGCGCAGCUACUUUGGCUAGGAGAGCCGGCCCCGCCCCCGGCAAGUAGAAGGUUCGCCCGGUGUCUGGGAACUUGAAUUUGUGGAGAAAGGCGCUUGUUGUUCUUAACCCUAGAUUGCUUCCCUCUUUGGGCUGCAUUUCCGAAAUAGUCCUAUUUUUAAAGGAGUUGGCAGGAGAGGGAGGGGGAAGACAUGGCAACAUUCCAGAAACCAGCAUUAUUAACAACACCAUAGCCAGUAUGUUUAGUUUGGCUCUUCCUAACAUAGAAAUCUUAAAAGGUGGGGGAAGUGGAAAUAAAGUUUUAAAAAUGAGAGAGCAGUUUUCCAACUAUGUCAACAAAGCCUAUCGUGUUGAUGUUUUUAUUGACCAUUUUAGCAACAUGCUAAUAAAAUUUCAAAUUGAAAUUUUUAUUUUCAUGGCUUUAAUCCAUGAUGGUUUAAAUACUGGGGGCCAUUAAGAGUGGAUUUAGCUAAGAGCUUAGCUAACAUUGCCUUUUUGCUCUAUUUUUCUCAAAUCUUAGGAGACUUCUGUUUUUGAAUAUUGUAGUUAAUUUUUUGGCUUGAAAUGGCAGCCCUAGUAAUGGUGGAGUUGUUAAUCAAUGUGUAUAUUGUACUGAAUUUCUGUCAUUUAAUGGGUUUACUGCUUUGGUGGAAAUUGCUAGCAGGUUCCAUGAUGUUUCUUUUCUCCAUGUUGUAUACCAUUACACUCCUCAUUUGCAUUUCUAUUUUUCUGCCUCUCCUCUUGAUCUCUUUAAAAAAGAAUCAAGAGUUGGUGGCUUUCCCCUCCUCUUUAGCCAGUCCCACAACUCUUUCCUGAAAACCAGAAAGGACUUUAGACAAACCCGUGUUUUUGAAAAAAUUAAGGCUGUUUGGAACCCCUUCCCUGGGCAAGGAUUUACCAACUUCUCUCCCUGUGCAGCAGCCCCAACCUGACUGACUGUUACUUGAUUCAGUGUGUGUUAGACACCUACAGCAUCUGUGUCCCCUCCAAGGGAAUUUGUCGAAUAAUGGUGUUUAGCUAAUUGUUGAAGCAAUUGCAUACUGACAGCUGUGAUUUAGUUGGACAGCAAAUAUUAUGGCCAAAGCCAGUUUCUUGGCAUUUCAAAAAUAAUGCAAUAAAAACUAGUCGAGGUUAGCUGAGACUGGAAAUGCCUUUUUCAUGGUAAAUGAUUCAUUUCUGUUUUGUUAUUUUGGUUUUCAUGCUGGAUUCAUUCUCUGAUCUUGAAUCAAAAGGUCGGAUCAAUGAAAUAUGAACUAGAGUAUUUUUCUUAAGCCUAUUGAGUGAUUUAUUUUUUAAAAAAUGUUUAAAUGCAUAUGCUUUUCUUUCAGCACAUACAAUGGCAAAACUUUUGUAAUAACUCACUUACUUUUGCAUGCGUGGAGAACUGAAAGUCAUUUAUUUCCCUAACUUAGUCCUCUUUCAGAUAACGGAUGGCAGGUCAUAAACUGAAAUUCUUGAUUGUAUCUACACACUCCAGAUCCUGCCCUGUGUCCUCCUGCUGUAUCUUGGCUCUCUGCUGUAUUAAACACCAUCCUAAGCACUUGUUCCCACGGGACUCCUUCUUGACGUUUUGUCUUCCACCUGUCACUCAGAGGGUGGGACUUCAGCAAAAGAAAUGAAUCAGUCUAUCAUACCUAAUACUAAGAUUUAUUUCCUCUGAUGGCACAUAAUCUGAUUUUUUUCUUACUAAGAGGGUCACUAUAACAGAGGAAUGGCUUAUCAGCUUUAUACUUGCCAAGACUAGACUGUCAAUAAAAAUACGAGUUUGGCAGCGAAAGUAGCGUUCAUUGCUAUGUUGGCCUAUAAAGGAUUAGGUUGAUGAUAAUACUUCUACAAACUCACAGGAAUAAAACAGUGGUUACAAAGGAAACUUGGAAAGUUUGUAAGGUUUCUUAUAUUCCUGUUGAAAUAAUCAUUUAUUAUCUGUUGAUCAAUGCUAAUAAUAACCAGUGGCAGAAAACUUCUAAUCAUACCUUUAUUCUGAAAAAUGUGUAUAUUUCUAGGGUAUUAUGAACAAUUUGAGUGAAAACCAAGCAGAUGGAUGUUCCCUUUGAAGAUGGCAUGGGCACACCUGAUUUUUAUUAUGAGUGAAUAUAAUAUCUCUGGAUUUUAUCCGAGUUAUAGAAAUUAAGCCAAAAGGCUCUUAGCAUUUUACUAGAGGUCAGGAAUUUAGUUUUGGUUUUAGUAUCCUCAAGAGAAUGGAGUUUCAUAGUAGCUUUCAUGAUAGUGAGUGUGGCUAAGUUGGAGGCUGGUUCUUUCCUCUAUUCCAGAUAGAGGAAAACUACUCUUACUCCUCCAUUCUUGUUCCACUUUCAGAGGGAGAUUCUGAAAAGCAAACUAUUUAAAAAAAAAAAAAAAAAGGGUGAAUAUUUUUACUCCAAGGAGUGCUUCGCUACGCAUUUUGUUGUUUAAAAAACCCCAAAAACUGGGGAGAAAGAAGGCUGGGCAUACAUUAAACAAAAUCAGCCCAGAAACACUGUUAUUCCCAAAGUGUAUUCCUUUAUUAAGAAAAAAAAAUCCUGUGGAAGUUACAUGUAUUGCACUUAUUUGUAAAAGAAAAUUAAAAGUAUAUCAAUGAGCCAAAUAGAUAGAUAUAUCAAGUUCCUCAAUAUUGAAAAAAUUUUAAUCCUUGUCAUGACUGCAUUUUAUUAAAUGAAAGGGUAAUAUAUAUUCGCUUGUAGUUAGAAAACGCUUGUGCCAGAUUAGAACAUCAAAUGCAAUGAUGUUACAUGAUUUUAGUAGAUUUUCAAAAUUUUGAUGAUUUUCUCUCUCUUAGGGUCGUGUUUCUUUGGUAAAUACUUUUGUUUGAAUAAUGAUUUCUUUUUUCAGAAAAGCAUGCUAUUGGUGUUUACAAAAUAUCGAAUUACCUGAAUAAUCAGUAUCCUAACAGCCUUCAAACAUUACCUUAUUGAUUAAUUAUGUUUUGUGUGUGCUUUCAACAUUCCUAAGAAUCCAAUGUCUUAGUCAUCUAAUAAAUGGAGCAGGGUCAACUUUCA